This is a messenger RNA of Branchiostoma belcheri (Belcher's lancelet), 561 nucleotides long. RefSeq lists its product as uncharacterized. The transcript is spliced from 4 exons. The coding region runs from base 61 to 543 and encodes 160 amino acids. The record is from RefSeq and is a predicted model, not a curated record. Lineage: Eukaryota; Metazoa; Chordata; Leptocardii; Amphioxiformes; Branchiostomatidae.
CAGGAAAUCUGGUGCAGUUGAGAAAAGGCGCAGAAUUGAGAUACAAAGCUGUCUAGCGAGAUGGAGAAGAUCAUCACCAGCCGGCAUCUCUGCAAGGACCUACAUCGCCUUUCUCCUGACUACCAGACAUCCUAUCUGGAGGCGUUUCACGCCCUCACCCUCCACUUCGCCCCAAAGAUGUUCCACUUUUCGUACCAGGGAAUGCAGUGCAGGACAAUCCUCGCCGCCAUGCAUUUUAACGAAAAUGCCAACAGGGCACAGAGCAAGAGACGGGAUGGUGAGGACAUGUACACCCUUCACUACCCGAAGUACAAGAAAGGCGGUUACAUCGUACGAAAGGUUUUGAAGAAGUCAACUUUCGGUUAUGCCAUGCAGUUGAUGGACCGUGUGGAGGCGAUGUGCUCCGGGAUCAACUAUGAGGGCGACAUCCUGGAAGACCUGGAGCUAGCUGCUGCACCUGUGCCCCCGCCCCUCAAUGCUGACUUUGAGAAGCCGGACAAGCAGACAGCAGUCAGGGAGAAGGUCGGCAGGUUUAACCGCUAGAGAAUCCUGACUGUAGCA